Spirodela intermedia is the source of this 651-nucleotide messenger RNA. Lineage: Eukaryota; Viridiplantae; Streptophyta; Magnoliopsida; Alismatales; Araceae. The record is from the annotation of a GenBank genome assembly.
AUGAUCAGAGACGGCUCCUACGAGCCUAAGCUCGCCCAGUUCCUCCGCUCCACCGGCGGCGCCGCCGACCCCUCGGGGGGAGCCCACUGCGGCGGCGGGCUCGCCUUCCAGGAGCUCUUCCGGAAGGAGCUCACCCCCAGCGACGUCGGCAAGCUCAACCGGCUGGUCAUCCCCAAGAAGCACGCCGUCAAGUUCUUCCCCGGGUUACAGACCUCCGCCGCGGGUGACGGCGGCGCCGCCGCCGAGGGCGUGAUGGUGGCGUUCAGGGACCUGCAGGAGCGGCAGUGGGAGUUCCGGUACUGCUACUGGAGGAGUAGCCAGAGCUUCGUCUUCACCAAGGGAUGGAACAGGUUCGUUAAGACGAAAGGGCUCCGCCCCAAGGACGUCGUUAUAUUUUACCGCGGGGACGAUACGGGCGGCCGGAGGGAGCCCUUCUUGCUCAUUGACGUCGCCCUCCCACGCGGCGGCGCCGCCGAGGAGCCGCCGGAGACGGCGUCGGCCCGCGGCGGCGGCGGAGGACAGGCACUACUCACGAGCGGCUCCGGCGAGGUCGGCUGGGCGAGGAGAGGAGGGGAGGUGGUUGCGGCGGCGGCGGAGAUGCAGCCCAAGAGGGCCUUCCGCCUUUUCGGGGUCCAGAUCAGCGAGAGAUGA